AUGCGUUUCUUUGCCAUCACCUUUUUUACCGCCUUAUUGGCGUUGACCACCGCGGCAAGCCCUGUUGAAGUAGAGAAGCGCCAACUUUCUCCUUGCGUUCAGCAAUGCAUGGAUGACCUUGGUAUCUACGAUGGACAUGCCAUCUCUCUGUGCAGGAGAACCUGCGGUGAACGCCCUUGA
Messenger RNA from Colletotrichum orchidophilum, 180 nucleotides. RefSeq lists its product as uncharacterized. The transcript is spliced from 2 exons. The coding region runs from base 1 to 180 and encodes 59 amino acids. The record is from RefSeq and is a predicted model, not a curated record. NCBI's taxonomy places the organism in Eukaryota, Fungi, Ascomycota, Sordariomycetes, Glomerellales, Glomerellaceae.